Messenger RNA from Aphanomyces astaci, 513 nucleotides. RefSeq lists its product as hypothetical. The record is from RefSeq and is a predicted model, not a curated record. The transcript has a single exon. NCBI's taxonomy places the organism in Eukaryota, Oomycota, Saprolegniomycetes, Saprolegniales, Verrucalvaceae. Bases 70 to 312 code for a protein of 80 amino acids.
CACGUCAUCCAUUCGUUCCUGUAGAUAUAUGUUUGAGAUGCAGCACGACAUCGCAAACUAUAGCUUCAUAUGUAUACGGGUAAGCGCCGCUGGAGCAACAGCAACAACUGUACUAUGCAAGCAUUUGUGGCCGUGGCGCAGGACGAUUCCACGCCCCAGCUACGCAAGGGCAAGAUCCAUCAACGUCAAGAAAAGCUCAGCAGCAACAAAGCCGAAGUGCCUGGAAAUGGAGGUUCCCUUCGCAAGGGGUGUUCCACCUUGAACCCGGCCCACCGACCGUUUAUAACUCGUGUUGGCGACAAUGUGCAUUAGGAUGACGUUGCCAAUGCGUGGCAAACUGGGGACGACGCACAGCCGGACGCCCUCGAUGUCGUCGUGGAGGAUUCCUGACUUCCCAUGCAUCGAUUCCAUGUCGAAGGAAACUCCCCCGUGUCCAACAGACGCCGCGCCACGAAAGGUUUGCACCAGGUCAGAGGACCCGUAGAGAGUUUCAAAGUCAGCACCUUCUGUCCG